AUGGAGAAUGAUAUGGAAGGUGUGCAUUGGUGCAACAUAUGCUCUAAAAUGGUGAAUCCAAUUAGUGAGGCUGAGAACGUAUGCCCAUUUUGUGAGACUGAAUUUUCUGAGGUAAUGGACAAUAUAAGGGACCAGAAUGAUGUUAUCGACUUGAGGUCAGCUUGGGUGUUCUCACUUUAUGCCCCAAUUUUUCUUGGUUUGAUGGGUGCUUUCAGUCCUUCUCUAGCAAGAAUUGCUCCACACGGAGGUAGCAGCUCGAGAGGGGAGGAAGAAGAGGUUGAGCAACAUAUGGAAAAUGAGCUUGUGCUUGGAAGAAGGAGAAGAACUUCAUCAUACAUGAUGCAUCUUUUUCGUGGACUUCAUGUUAGGAUGGUGUCUGAAUUUGAAAACCUUGAAGACAAUAGAAACAUGGAUAAUAGCAGCAUACUUGUUAUUGAUCCAUUCAAUGAAGGUGCAUUGAUUGUGAGAGGCCCUAACCUGAAUCACACAAGUAUUCCAAAUGAGAAUAAUAUUGUUGGUAGCUCCCUAAAUGACCUUGUGGUAGGUUCUGGCUUUGAUUUGUUACUGCAACACUUGACACAAAUUGGUCCUGGUGGGUAUGCAAGCGUGAACCCUCCAGCACAGACAGAAGCCAUUGAAGCAUUGCCUAGUGUGACAAGUGUGGAGAAGUUGCAGUGCACAGUGUGUUUGGAGGAUGUUGACAUUGGGAGUGAAGCAAAGGAGAUGCCAUGUAAGCAUAAGUUCCAUGAUGACUGCAUUGUCUCAUGGCUAAAACUUCAUGGUUCUUGUCCAGUUUGCAGGUUUCAAAUUCCAUCUGAGGAUCCAAAUGUUGAAGCCAAUGUGGGCAUUGGAAAUGGGGACAAUCAAAACAAUGAGCUGGUUAGAGCUGGAGAAGAGAGACCAAGAAAUGGAAGGAGGAAUUGGUUUCCAGUGCUACAAUCAUUUAACAAUUUUCUUCCUGCUCCUUGA
Sphenostylis stenocarpa is the source of this 969-nucleotide messenger RNA. The record is from the annotation of a GenBank genome assembly. NCBI's taxonomy places the organism in Eukaryota, Viridiplantae, Streptophyta, Magnoliopsida, Fabales, Fabaceae.